Molecule: messenger RNA, 2171 nt
Organism: Scaptodrosophila lebanonensis
Lineage: Eukaryota; Metazoa; Arthropoda; Insecta; Diptera; Drosophilidae
Exons: 2
Coding region: 145-1887 (580 amino acids)
Biological process (GO): synaptic signaling
Cellular component (GO): plasma membrane
Molecular function (GO): zinc ion binding
Source: RefSeq, a predicted model, not a curated record
GUCUAGAGCAAGGAAUCUCGUCCCUACGUUAAUCUUGCCAGUUGUACUAUCUCUAUUGAGAACAUUGUGCGCAAACACUUUAUGGUUUCCAGAACGCGGAGUUUCCAAUUCUGUAAAUUGGUCUGACCAAUUUACGCUGGCAAAAUGAAUCGUCAUGAGGGUUUUGCUUGCAAUGGUUGCGGCAAAGUAGGCUUCACCGGACGUUGUUAUCGCUGCCUUGCCUGCCGAGACUUUAACAUAUGUUCCGAGUGCUAUGAGAAUGAUUUUACCACAUCUGAGCACCCAUUCGAUCAUCCGGUGAAGUGCGUCUUCACGCCAGCAGACAUCGAGCUGUACUUUGGCGGCGAAUAUAUCAGCACCGAUCCGCCGCAGAGCUAUCGUUGUCCGUACUGCAAGAUAUGGGGCUUCGAUGAGUCGACAUUAAUAGAGCAUGUGUCGUCGGUGCAUCCCAAUGCCAGUCCCCUGCUGGUGUCCACCAUGGUCCAGUUAUUUGAACAGCAGCAGGCAGCCCGCAUAUUCCUGGAGGAUGAACAGCUCUCAGCAUUUACUGCCUCCGCCAAUUCACGCAACGAGAUGAUGAACCGGACAGAGGGAUCGCUCGAUUUGUAUCUGGAGCCAUUAAAUCCGGAUGGCAGCUAUAAACGUGUUCGUCCGCGGCCCGAGACGACGAGGACUGCAACCAGAAACAAUGAGGCAACAAGGGAGCGUGGUAACAGAAACAAUAGACGGGGUGGUGGUGGCGAUGGAGGCGGUGGAGGUGGCGGCGUCGCGGGGCAAGGACGUGGAAGAAGAAAUGCAGGCAGUCUCGGGGGGAAUCCUGCUAGUUUCGGUAGCCCUGGUGAUCCCAGUCAGUCGAAUGGCUCGGCCGCUAUUGAUGCUCUCAACAACAAUGCGCAUAACGCUGCAGAGAACCAAGCAACCACACCUGCUCGGCGUAUGCCACGCAGCAAUACACCGCCAGCACCGCCCACUCGUCGCCAGUUGCGUCGCAGAGAACUCGAUCGUAAUCGGCUGCAUUUAUCUCACAUUGAGGAUCUACGCUUUACUAUGUCGGAGGCGGAACGCCAAAGACUGGAUUUCAUGCUGCCACCGCUAACUGAGGCGCCACCAGCUUCGCCCGCACAGACGACCACGGGACGGCCGCACAUCACCAUCACAGACGUCAUACGCUACUAUGGAGAGCAGGAGGCGCCCCAUCAUGUGAGCUGGCUGGAUAGCAAUGCGCCGGCCACUGGCUACAUCAGUGGCGGUCCCUCUGGCAGCGGUCGCAACGUCAACAUUUUCGGCACCUCGAUUCCAGCGCAGAAUGUGCCACGCGCCUUCUUCCUCACAUCGGAGAACUUCACGCGUGAACUUCCCUCGGCGGCGUUACGUCCCUCCUCCUUUACCAGCCGCGGCACGACCGCGGGCAACAGCAGUCGCACUCAGCGCCGCAGCAGGAACAGCGCCAACACCAAUACACGCACACUACGCUACCUUGACUUCAGUGAGAUGCCAAUGGAUGAAACCGAUAUGCUUGUUUCUCAUCUAACACCCGAUGUGGCGAUCGCGACGCCCGAGCCAAAUGCCGUCGCCGCUCUCGAGCCGCCGGCUCGGGAGGAAGAGCGUUCACGUUUCCUAUGCCAGAAAUUCCUCACCCCUAGUUCCGAGCGAGAGCCGGAAGAACAGACGGCCUUUCUUCUGCAUCGCGCCGAGUUUGUCUCACAAUUGCUCGCAUCCGCCCUAAGCGUUGAGCACUUGCUGCCAGCCGAGCCAACGGAAGUGGAUCAGGAAGUCUCGGCUCUCCCCACAACACCAUCGUCUAAUCCGAAGUUUGGAAAUCGAUCUAUGGGCGACAUUGUGGGCGCUGGCGAUGCAGAACUAGCCCUUGAGCCAAUCUCUAGAUAAUGUUAAAGGCGUUCUCUUUGGCUUUGGAAUUAGGCCAACAAAAGCACUAGACAUCGUUGCUAUUUUUUUACUGAACGCUUUCAAAUUCUUGUGAACUGUUUACAAAUUUCAGUACCUUCCUAUGGACAGCCAAAUUUUUGUUGUGUAAUUUCUUGUGAUAUAAAAAUAUAUACUCGCAUAUAGACGCGUUAUUGUAUUAGCCUUUGUGGAGUUAAAAAUUUCACUUGUUUCAAAUACUAAAUAGCAUGUUCCAUUAAUAAAUAAAUAAAGGAGUACAAGCCAAG